Messenger RNA from Gadus macrocephalus (Pacific cod), 1452 nucleotides. RefSeq lists its product as uncharacterized. The transcript is spliced from 4 exons. NCBI's taxonomy places the organism in Eukaryota, Metazoa, Chordata, Actinopteri, Gadiformes, Gadidae. The record is from RefSeq and is a predicted model, not a curated record. Bases 13 to 1452 code for a protein of 479 amino acids.
GCUGUUAACCAUAUGGAUAAGACCAUCAAAGAACUGUUAAAACCAGUUGAACCAGAGAUUGUUGUCGCAAAACAAACAGUACGUUAUGUGAAACAUGGAGACUCCAGAGUUCUUACCAUUAAGGACCAUUUUUUUCAUUAUAUACCGUUGGUGAAAAGUUUGGAGCAGCUGCUAUCACAUCCAAGAACAAUUUUGAUUGAUGAGAGACCAAAGACGUGCAAGGAUGGAUUUUUUCAUGAUUUCAUUGAUGGAGACAUUUUUAAGUCACACCCACUGUUUUUGAAAUUUCCCACAGCAUUGCAGUUGGUUUUAUAUACAGAUGAAAUUGAGCUAUGCAAUCCUCUUGGAUCUCGUGCAAACAAAAACAAAUUGUUAUUGAUUUAUUACACCUUAGGUAACAUCAACCUUAAAUACAGAUCAAGACUUGCCGCUAUUCGUCUGCUUGCCAUGGUAAAAUCAAAAGAUCUUUCUCAUUGUGGUAUUGAUAAGAUAUUUGAGAGGAUUAACCGUGAUUUAACUGAGCUGCGUGAUGGUGUCCAGGUUGUCACUGCAAAAGGUGAGAGGACAAUUUAUGGGGCACUUAUGUCUGUGUGCGGAGACACUCUAGCUCAGCAUGAAGUGGCUGGAUUUAAGAUAGGAGUGGGAUUUGCCUACAGUAAAUGCAGGCACUGUGAAUGCAACUUUGAAGACAUGCAGGAGCAAUUUAAUGAAGAUUUGUUUGUUAAAAGGACAAUGGCAAGUCAUAACAGUCAAUGUAAUGACAUUGAGAAGACAAAUACUGACUUUCUGAAAGACAAUCUAAAAACGACCUAUGGCAUAAACAGGAGAAGCAAAUUAACAGAAUUUCCUCACUUUGAUAUAAUCAAUCAAACCCCACAAGUCAUCAUGCAUGUCAUUCUUGAAGGUGUUGCCCCAUAUGAAAUCAAAUGUGUUUUAAAGCAUCUUGUUCUUUCAGGACAUAGGGACUUAGAUGCAUUCAACAGUGCAAUUAUUGGUUUCCCUUAUUCUCCUGUGGAUGCAAGGGAUAAGCCUUGCCCCAUAUCUGUCAAUACACUGUCAUCAAAUGACAAUAAAUUGAAACAGUCAGCUGGGCAGAUGCUGUUUUUGUUAAAGAUUCUGCCUUUUCUUAUUGAUAAAAUUGGAGACAAUUAUUACACACAAAUGCUACUUAAGUUGUUAGAGAUAGUCAAAAUUCUGUUUUCACCUAUGACACACAAUCUGUGUUACAGGCCUGCUACGCGGCCCAACACCCCCAUCUAUUCAGAUGGGGGUUUCUCCUACUGCCUGACUGCCUUCCCGUUAUCGGACCUCCGUCUGCCUGACUACCUGUCCAUCGUCGAGCCCUUGCCUACUCGAUCGCCCACCCGGCACCAGACCCCCGCCUGCCUGACAUCCCGCCUCGCUUGCACCAAUAAAUCCCGUUGCCCUUACCCUGUCUCCGCCUCCCUGUGA